GAUUAAUAAAAAUUUCUGGAGAUAGAACUUUGUGUACAUGUCCUAGUAUGUUGGGAGCUCACAAGGACUGAAAAGAUCAAGGAUUGUACUGUAUUUCCAGGCAAACAGCCACUUUCAUAGUUUGUGAGAGAACACGCCGCCUAGUGAGGGAUCAGUGAAUUACACAGUGCUAGCUGCAUCACCAGCAAAUUUUGCCGCUUUUCCUAAGCCCCUCUUCCCCCAAGAUGUUGUGGAGUGAGCAAGAAAUUAUGUGGAUGUGAUGUGUGUCCCAUCAUAGGACAGAAACUCUGAGCUGAGGGAGUUCAAAUCACAAGGGACAACAUGGGUGCCUUUUAACCUGUUCACUGGAGAGACAUUCUUGAAGCAACUGGGACAUUGAGUAUAUAACUUAGAAGACAGAAGCUGUAUAGACGAUGUCUCUCAGUGAAAAUCCUCAGAAGUUUUACUAAAUUAGUUACAAGUAUUGAACCUCAUAAAAUACGUCAGCAACCUUCUAAUAUACAGUCUUAUAUUUCAAAUAGGGUCUCAUAUUUGACUUGAAACUCCGGAUUACAACUGCAACCUACAGCCUUUCUAUACAAGUUGGUCUAGAACUGGUUGUUUGUUUGUUUGUUUGUUUGUUUGCCUCGAAGCUCUUAUUUCUGUUGUAAAUUGAAGUAUUUUCACCCUAAUUUGAAACAAUUUAAAUUAUUAUCGAGAUAUUUUUAAAACAAAAUCAGAAGACAAACUACAAAUGAUGAUUAAACCACUCAUUAAGACCUGGCCACUGUCCAUAAACCAUUCUAUGUGUAUUAUACUUAGUUAUGUGUACGUUUGUAUAAGUGUUUGUGUGAAGAUAAGUGCACAUGAUUGAAGGUGCCAGAAGAGGCUAGAGCUGUCAGAUUCCGGUGGAGCUUGAGUUAUAGGUGGUGAUAAGCCACUCAAACUUGGAUCUUCUACAAAAGCAGUAUGUGCUCUUAACUGCUGAGCCACCUCUGCAGCCCCUUAUUUACUUAUUUAGGGUAUGUGUGUGUGUGUGUGUGUGUACACGUGCAUGUGCGAGCCAUGGAGUCUAGAGAUAUUAAGCCCCCUGGAGCUAGAAUUGUACCACCAGACUUGGGGUCUGAGAACUAAACACUUGGAUGCUCUGCUAGAGCAGCAUGCACUCUUAACCAGUGAGCCAUCUCUCCAGCCCUGAGAAUGUGGGUUUUGUUUUGUUAAUAAAAUGUGUUAUUGUGUGUGUGUUGAAUGAGUGUAAUGGUAUACUCACACUUGGCUUGCAGGACAAGUGUUUUCCCAUCCUCUGUGCUCACGUAACUCUUCAUGCUGCUUGUGUAACCUAAGCCGGGUCCAGGAUCACACCUUAUGUCUGCCUCAGCCUCUGGAGUGCUGGGAUUACUGGAAUUAAGAAGUCUUCGUUCCUUUCCUGCAUAUCAGAGCAGUUUCUCUGCAUACAGAACUGGAGUAACUUUUACAAACAGCUGGCAGAUUGAAGAUUCCCCAAGCUUUGUGUUGAAGUCACAGUAAUUGGACUACAAGUACCAGCUUGGGGUAACCCAAGUCUGUUAGUGGAACCAUGAAAGUUUUGUUGGUGUUUGACUUUGACAAUACAAUCAUAGAUGACAACAGUGACACCUGGAUUGUACAGUGUGCUCCAGACAAAAAGCUUCCCAUUGAGCUACAAGAUUCUUACCAAAAGGGGCUUUGGACAGAAUUUAUGGGCAGAGUCUUUAAGUAUUUGAAAGAUGAGGGGGUAAAAGAAGAUGAACUGAAGAGGGCAGUGACGUCACUGCCCUUCACCUCAGGGAUGAUAGAACUUCUCAGCUUCCUGAGGAUGAAUAAGGACAGAUUUGACUGCAUCAUCAUUUCGGAUUCAAAUUCCAUCUUCAUUGAUUGGGUUUUAGAAGCUGCUGCUUUUCGUGAUGUCUUUGAUAACGUGUUUACCAAUCCAGCAUCUUUUGAUAGCAAUGGUUGUCUCACAGUGAAAAAUUGCCAUAGUCAUUCUUGCACUAGGUGCCCAAAGAAUCUUUGCAAAAAUAUAGUUUUGGGAGAAUUUAUAGAUAAACAGUUACAAAAGGGAGUGAGGUAUACACAGAUUGUUUAUAUAGGCGAUGGUGGAAAUGAUGUCUGUCCAGUAACUUUUUUAAAGAAAAAUGAUGUUGCCAUGCCACGGGAAGGAUAUACUUUACAUAGAACUCUUGCCAAAAUGUCUCAAAACUUUGAGCCUAUGGAAUCGUCUGUUGUAGUUUGGUCUUCAGGUGUUGAAAUAAUUUCUCAUUUACAACGUCUAAUGAAGAUGUGAUGUGCCAACCAUUGAAGUGUGCAUUAGUUAAGGUCGGGCUCAGCAACAUAAAACUCAAUUCCCAGUAUUAGUACCUUUAAGUGAGAGGUUUUCCUCUUAAAGAAUUCUGGUGGGAUGUCAAGGCCACUAGGUUGCUUAGCCACCCUCAGCUUUUGGUCCUAACCCAUGGUUUGAGAUUGAUAUUGAAGCUCCAAUCCUCACAACAAACAGUAUGACCACCAAGAACCAGGGCAGUAGGAGUUUACCCUUUGUUCAAGAAUAUUUUCCAAUUGUACCAAACAGUUCUUUUUGAAUACCACUAGCCAAAACCUGGUCAGAGCCUUCCCCAACUGCAAAGAUGGGAAAUGUAGCUUUCAUUCCAGGUGGUCAUGUGCCUGGGAAAAAGUGGAAAAACAAUAUAUAAUUAAAGUAUGUGGAACUCAUAGUCUAUACUAAGGCUGGUUAAUAGAUUCUGGUUGUUUUUUUUUUUUUUUAAUUUCUGAAGAAAGUAGCUUUAUUUUACUCUUAUUUAAAAAAUAGACGCAAUAGUUACCAAUGUUGAAAGGAGUUGAUGAGCUGUCUUCCCCUGCUGUCAGCAAGUCAUACAGACACUCAAGUAUGUCCAAGAUUCAGCUUCCCCACCACCUGCUACUAUGGCCAAGGCAGGCGUUGUUACUGGAGGUGAAAUGGAUGCUAAUACUGCCUAACAGGAGCACUGAAGACUGCCGUCAUCCAAGAGGGCCCAGCAUGAGGCUCAUGCAAAGCCGCCAAAGCCUUAGGCAAGUAUGUACUUGAACCCAAUUGUGAUGAGCCUUUGUGUGUCAAGUUGGUGGAGGAGCUUGGUGCUGAGCAUGAAGAUCAAAUUAGGCAUCUGUGAAAACAAGAGAGGGAACCUAUAAACCUAGCUGUGGUGUGUUAAGGAUGCUAAUUGAAGACUAUUUCAAAUGCAAGAAAUAAAACUAGCUUGAUUUUCUCAACAACGAAAGCCCGAUACUUUAUUCACAUAAGAAUAAAAAGCUCUCAAAUGUAUAUGUCUUCUGAAAUCUGUUUUUAAAACAAGAGCGCAGUAUUUUACAUUUUGUGUGGAGUUGAGGGAUACUGUGGUGGAGGUCAGAAAACAGCUUAUUGGUAAUUGGUUCUCAUUCCACUGUGUGGGUCCCAAAGAUCAAACUCAGGUCAUCAGCCUUAGUGACAAGUGCCCUUAACUGUUGAGGUAUCUAGCCAGCCCAUGAGGCAGUAUUUCUUGUUGGAAGUUUUCAUCAGUAGGGAUUUCCUUUUGAAAUAAAAUAUAUAUUAUUCUUC
This is a messenger RNA of Grammomys surdaster, 3562 nucleotides long. It is a transcript of the gene Phospho2, whose product is annotated as phosphatase, orphan 2. Lineage: Eukaryota; Metazoa; Chordata; Mammalia; Rodentia; Muridae. The transcript has 3 exons. The coding region runs from base 1556 to 2281 and encodes 241 amino acids. Gene Ontology annotation, molecular function: phosphatase activity. The record is from RefSeq and is a predicted model, not a curated record.